Messenger RNA from Scylla paramamosain (green mud crab), 3069 nucleotides. It is a transcript of the gene SelT, whose product is annotated as thioredoxin reductase-like selenoprotein T homolog CG3887. Gene Ontology annotation, biological process: cell redox homeostasis. The record is from RefSeq and is a predicted model, not a curated record. The transcript is spliced from 5 exons. Gene Ontology annotation, molecular function: thioredoxin-disulfide reductase (NADPH) activity. Gene Ontology annotation, cellular component: endoplasmic reticulum membrane. Lineage: Eukaryota; Metazoa; Arthropoda; Malacostraca; Decapoda; Portunidae.
UCCCCCCUCCCCUCCCUACUGGCCAAGGGAGACAGUGAAGUGACCAUCUCAGCAGACGAAGGCGCCAUGGCGGGCUGGGGAGGCACUGUCCGCUCGGGGUUAGGCUUCUGUAUUCUCACUCUAGUCUUCCUUGCUGUGGUGCCCGCUGCUGGAGGCAUUAAGGAGUCCCACACGCUUAAGUUCAACAAUCUGAUGGGACCUACGCUCAGGUUUCUAUACUGUUACUCGUGAGGUUACAAGAAGGUUUUUGAGCAGUAUGCCAACAUCCUGCGAGAAAAAUAUCCUGAAAUCUCCAUCUUGGGGGACAACUACCCUCCACCAGAUUGGAAGAUGUGGAUGGCGCAGAUGCUCGGAGCUGCCAAACUCCUCUUCAUAGUAAUGAUAAUUGCCGGGAUCAACAUGUGGGAGUGGCUUGGGCAGGAAACUCCAUCCUGGUGGACGUGGUUUGUGAACAACAAAAUCUAUGCUUGUAUGAUGGUCUUCUUUCUCUGUAAUGCCAUUGAGGGUCAGCUCAUUUCUACAGGUGCAUUUGAGAUCUCCUUUAAUGAUGUUCCUGUUUGGUCAAAGCUGGAAACAGGCCGUAUACCUCAGCCACCAGAGCUCUUUCAGAUUAUUGACAACCACGUACGCUUCAAUCAAAACUCAAACACAUGGAGUGAAAGUAUCUAACCUUAAGCCUGGAUAUAGUUCAUCUGCAGUAUCUGUGAUGUCUGGCCAUGUUGGAUAACAGUUUGAUAUGAAGAUUCGGGAUCUUCAUGAAAAUUGGAUUGGAGCUGUUCCCAGCAUUUUUAUGAACAGUCAAGAAGGUCCAGAGUACAACAAAUACAUGUAAAUUUUGUUUCCUGCAUGCCUUUUGUCUUAGCUGUGUAUUGUUUUCCAUUAUGAAGGCCACUGUGGAAAGCAUUUGUAUGUUGACUGUGGCUGGAAAUUUAAUUAAGAAAACAGUAUACAGUGAGAAAGGCAUACAGGAGACCUGAUGCUGAUUUUCAGGCAGUUUUGCAUAUGUACUUCUAUAAAUUUGAUCAAACAGUAGUUUGGUAAUGAUGCUGGGUAGUAGUUGGCAAUACUGUAAGCCAUGAGGUAUAUACUUGGAGAUCACUCCAGUGCAUUUUUUUCUGAUUAAAAUCUUACCAUUUUUUUUUUUAUUAAACUUAUUCAGAGGAAUGCAAAUAAGUAUCAGCAAUAUUUUAAAAUGUGGGUCAACAAAAAGAUUAAAUUUUACUUUAAACAUAGUUACAUUAUAUUGGAGGUAUAUCUUUUAGCUUUUUAGUUUAAUUUGUGAUCAUAAUGAGAGUGUAGAUUUGGAUGUUGAUUAGAAUGACUGGAGAGAGAGAGAGAGAGAGAGAGAGAGAGAGAGAGAGAGAGAGAGAGAGAGAGAGAGAGAGAGAGAGAGAGAGAGAGAAUAUAAGGACUUUAUUAGUCACUGAAAUCUACCUAUACACUAAGCUGACAUCCCUUGCAAAAGUGGAUAACCAAGAAAAAGACACCCCACACAGUCAUACAAUGUAGCAGAAAACAUCUAUAAGUGAUGAAAUCAUCACUUAUAGAUACACCAAAUCUAGGAAUACCACUUAAUUAACAAUGAAAAAUAUUAUGAAUUUGUACUGUACAUGAGUGGUUCUUCCAGAUUAGCUGAGAAAGCAUGAAAUCAACAUUUAUACAUAAAUGUAAAGUGAGUUGAAGUUCUAAAUUUAAAAAGUGCCGUGUAAGUUUUUUUUUCCCUUGCCUUGUUAACCAUUCAUGUUAGGUAAAGGGUGAACCACUUCUGGUUUCUUGAGGCUAGCAGUCUCAGGAAGACAGGACUGGCAAUCUUCUGCUCCUGCUGGGAAGGAAGGUCACAACUUCUCAUUUUACAUAUCCUAUUAAUUGAGGUGAACGUGGGCAAUAAAUUUCUUUCCCUGGUCUCGGAUUCAAACCCAGGAUCUUUCAGAUAUCUAAGUGCUUGCUACUGUGCCUCCAUCUUUGAUUGAAACUAGUCCAAAACCUUCAAUGCCUCAUAAAUGACAAAAUUUUCAUUGUUGCAGCUCUCCUCUUGCAUCAUUAAUUUUGAAAUUAAAAAUCGAGUACCAUUUCUCCACACAAAACUAUGAUUCUAUCAUAGUCAAAAAUUGGUGUCAUACUUUAGGGUGAAAAAAAUAUGAACUUUUAUUUGUAAAGGAUGAAGGAAGCUUAUAACCCCAUUUUUAUCUUAAGAAAUGUCUACAUGUGUGUGUACAUAUCAUAUGUAUGGUUACAUUGUGUAUUUAAAAUGGUACAUAUCCUCCUUGGAGGCAUAUUGUGGCUCAGAGCAGCAUGACUUUCAUCAGUCAUCUGUGGCCUUGAUUUCUUUGCCAGCACUUGGUGCUAUAAUGUUCAAUUGUGUAUCAUGAUGUGCUCAUCAGACUUGCUUCCCAAGUGCCCAGCAGAAAGUAAUAUGAAUUUCUGUUCUAAAAUGUCAAGAAAUUAAGAUCAAGGUUGAGACCACAAAUUCCAUUAAAUCUUAACAGUGCACAUUGCUUACCAUAUGUGGUAAUGCUAACAAAUAUCAGAAAGGUGUCAGUUAAGGACCAUUUUAUAAACUGAGUAAGAAGUUAAUUGUGAAGUUGACUUUGUAUUCAUUUACAGAAAGUCUGUGUUUGAUAAACUUUAUUGUUGUCAUGCUCUUUUUAUGCAGCUGUAGCAUUAUUCAAGCUUUUUCAGAAACCUAAGCUAGCAUGAAAAAAAAUAAUAAAUAAAUAAAAAAUAAACAUACUGUACUAUAUUCCACUAGAAUAUAUGUAUAAUUGGUUGAAUAUUUAGGGUGUUAAAACAGUGUUUGAGACAGUGCCUGUAUGACUGGUGUCUUUGGGUGGCUACAUUUUAUCCCUUGUAAGUCUCAAAGAGACCACAGCAAUGUCUGACCUCACACUACAAAGAACUAACAGACAUUCCCUUCAACUAUCACUGAUGUACAUUUGUUUUGAGAAUAAUUGUCUUCUUCCUAAUAUUUGAUUUUGGUUUUUAUGUUGUAAUCAUUUAAGUUUUUAUCUGAAAAUAAGAAACCAGUCUUUUGUAAACCCAGAAUAAAAUUUUAAAGUUAAACAGAAGUAA